Cyphellophora europaea CBS 101466 is the source of this 939-nucleotide messenger RNA. RefSeq lists its product as uncharacterized. Gene Ontology annotation, molecular function: structural molecule activity; protein binding. Bases 1 to 939 code for a protein of 312 amino acids. The transcript is spliced from 5 exons. The record is from RefSeq and is a predicted model, not a curated record. NCBI's taxonomy places the organism in Eukaryota, Fungi, Ascomycota, Eurotiomycetes, Chaetothyriales, Cyphellophoraceae. Gene Ontology annotation, cellular component: nuclear pore outer ring; COPII vesicle coat. Gene Ontology annotation, biological process: positive regulation of TOR signaling; COPII-coated vesicle budding; protein import into nucleus.
AUGGCGCAAACUAUCAAAGACUCCGGUCAUGAUGACAUGAUUCACGAUGCAGUCCUCGACUACUACGGCCGGCGGCUGGCGACCUGUUCUAGCGACAAGACAAUCAAGAUCUUCGAGGUGGACGGUGACCAGCAUCGGCUAACAGAAACAUUGAAAGGCCACGACGGAGCAGUGUGGUGCGUAAGCUGGGCACAUCCCAAGUUCGGCACUCUGCUCGCAUCCUCAUCCUAUGACGGCCGAGUACAUAUUUGGCGAGAAUCCCCAGGUCAGACACCUUCGCAAGCACCGACAUGGUCGCUCGUCUUCACCUCUACCAUCCAUACCGCCUCGGUCAAUAUGGUGGCAUGGGCGCCACCGGAGGCUGGUUGUGUCCUCGCCUGUGCCAGCUCAGAUGGUAAUGUUUCAGUACUCGAGUUCCGUGACAAUCAAUGGGGUCACACCAUAUUCCAAGCGCACGGCGUUGGCGUCAAUGCAGUCUCGUGGGCACCAAGCGGCGUUCCUGGAGCGACAAUGAGGAAAGACGGUGGAGCUGCUGCACAACAAGGCCCCGUCAGACGGUUUACGACAGGAGGUAGCGACAAUCAAGUCAAGCUCUGGGAGUACAGCAGCCAGACUCAGAACUACGAGAACGUUGGCACAUUACCAAACGGCCACUCGGAUUGGGUGAGAGACGUUGCAUGGAGUCCUACUCUCCUCACCAAGAGCUACAUCGCCAGUGCCAGCCAGGAUAAGACGGUACGAAUAUGGACAAGCGUCAACCCUGCUGAGCCUUCGACUUGGACUCUUGGCAAAACUCUUCAGUUCGAUGCGGUGCUCUGGAGGGUUAGCUGGAGUUUGAGUGGAAAUAUCCUGGCGGUGUCUGGUGGCGACAACAAGGUGACAUUAUGGAAAGAAGACCUGAAGGGCGAAUGGGCGCAGGUCAAGGAAAUCACAGAAUAA